UUGCAUACACAAAGCCACCCUCCACCUGGUAGCCUUCCCGCUUUUCACACAACUCUCUUCCAUCAUCUUCUCCCCCUUUUUGAAUCUCAAAUCCCUUCUGACUUCCCAACCACGCGAAAUCGCCUUGUGUUCCACGCCUUUGUUCGCGGCACUCUUCCUUCCCUGCCAGAGCUCCUCAGGGUCUCGGCCCUGCGGCAUGGGAGUGGUCGCUCGACUUCAAGUAUUGCGGCCAGUAUAUCUUCCGUCUGAUCUUUAUCUCGCAUCAUGGCCCAUAUUAUACCCUCUCAAGAGCAUCGGCGCAGUAUGGCGCCGAUCCAUGUUCUCAGGGAACUGAUAUCUCAGAGAGAUGACUCUAGUGCCUCAUCUCUCUUGCAUCCUCUGAGCCCUAGGAGAGAGUAUACCACGAGGUUACCACCUGCGCCCCUUGGAACACCUGAGAUGAGCCGCAGUGUGGAAAGCCAGCUAAGAGUCGGUACCUCGAGUGCCGCAAUACAAACUGACAGUAUUCGAGAUAUCAUUUGUGUCUGUCCACCGGAGACAAAAAUUCCUAGGCCGCGAAAUGCUUUUAUUCUGUACCGCCAAUAUCACCAUAGCCAUGUGACAGCUGAAAAUCCGCGCUUGUCCAAUCCUCAAAUCUCUAAGAUUAUUGCAGCAAAGUGGAAAAACGAACUGGCCCAUAUCAAGGGCGAUUGGAAAAGAUUGGCCGAAGAAGAGAAAUAUCUCCAUCGUCUGCAGAAUCCAGAUUAUCAAUAUAGACCGCGCCGUAAGAAAAGCAAGAAAGGAAAGCCGUCCUCCCCAGCAGCAGCUGAAGAGCCAAGCCGGUGCUCCAAGUGCCAGGGUCGACUUAUUGCAACUCCACAAACCCCGACCAGACGCGCGUCAACUCGGCUAGCACCUGGUCUGAGCAAUUCAGAGCCGCGGCCUGGGCCGUCUCAUUCUAUGCUGUCUCCUUCUACGCCAUCUCUCCAUAGGCUAGACAAUGGCAUCUCUAGCCGGACAAACCACGAACUUUAUCAAAUUCAUAGCUUGUCCGUGCAAGGCAGGACGUCCUCGAUUCGAAGUCCUGAAGACUAUGAGCCAGCAUCGCCAGAAGUGAAGAGACGCCGCACAGAUAGCAUGGGAGACUAUCGUUUAGCCAGUGGCCGUUCUGACUUUUACGGCCGAACUCCUGGCGUAGAAUUCGCAAGAUUGGUGUCAGGUGGAGAGUCAACGAGGUCGACUAGGCCAUACUCCUCUUCCACCUUGCCUGAGCUUGCGACGAUGCCCAGGUCACAGAGUUUUCCCUCGCAGCCAACGCAACCCCCACCUCGGCCGUGGGAGAUGAACGCAGCAGGUGGUAGUUCGCCACGAACUCCUUUGUUUGACGAGUCUCUGCGGCUCCCUCCUAUUCAGAUGCCAAUAUCACCAUCCUCUUCACGAGCAAGUAUGGCAGAUAAGUGCGAGACAGGGCCAGACAGGGGCCAUAUGAAGAGAAGAAUAUGGGAAUGAAUAAUGAUUUAUGAUAAUGAACACUAGAAUGGAUGCCAGAAAGAGAAUGAGAAUAGAUAAAAUGGCUGGUAUUGGUA
This is a messenger RNA of Trichoderma asperellum CBS 433.97, 1565 nucleotides long. Lineage: Eukaryota; Fungi; Ascomycota; Sordariomycetes; Hypocreales; Hypocreaceae. The record is from RefSeq and is a predicted model, not a curated record.